Messenger RNA from Kwoniella shivajii, 1200 nucleotides. RefSeq lists its product as uncharacterized. Bases 1 to 1200 code for a protein of 399 amino acids. NCBI's taxonomy places the organism in Eukaryota, Fungi, Basidiomycota, Tremellomycetes, Tremellales, Cryptococcaceae. The record is from RefSeq and is a predicted model, not a curated record. The transcript has 12 exons. Gene Ontology annotation, molecular function: nucleotide binding.
AUGGCAGCAGGUGAUUUCAACGUUAUAAUGGUAGGAGCAGGUUAUGCCAUGUUCGGUACACCCGAAGGACCAUGGAAUAUCGCCAAGCGAGCUGAACAGAAACUCGGUGAAAGACUCAAAGUAGAUGCUGUAAUCGAAGUAAACCCAGCUAGAGGUGAAGAAGUAUUGGGUAUCAAACGAGAUGGGCCCCAUAAAGCUUCUUACAAAGAUACACUCAUCUUACCUAAUGUAGCUGAGUUCAAGAAAAGAGUAGAUAGUGGUGAAUCUAAGGAACCGAGAGCAAUAUUCGUAGCUACUCCUCCAACAGUCAGAGGAAGUACACAAUCCGGAAAAGAUUUGGAAAUACAAUUAAACAAAGCUUUCCCAAACGUAGCUAUCUUCUUUGAGAAGCCAGUAGCUACAGGUCAACCAUGGGAAGAAAGCGUCGGAGAAGCUUUGAAGGUAUCUGAAUACCUUAAGAAGAACCAUAAAGCUCCCAUCUCUAUCGGUUACGUUCUGAGAUAUCUGAAAAUCGUGCAACAGGUCAAGAAAAUCAUCGAGGAGAACAACCUCACUGUUAUGGCCACAAAUGCUCGAUUCGUAGUAGCUUAUGAGCUGGCCAUUAAGACAGAAUGGUGGAACAAAGAUAUCAUGCUUGGCCCUAUCAUCGAGCAAGCUACCCAUAUUUGCGAUCUCGUACGAUUCUUAGGUGGUGAAAUCGAUUUCGAAACCAUCUCUGCCCACGCUCUUGAGGCACAUGAGAAACCAGGUCAACUCUCCAAAAAGAAUUUCGAUGAAUCCGCCAUUCCUGAUGAGCUCCGUAUCCCAAGAGCAACAAGUGCCAGUUGGAAAUACGAGUCUGGCGCAGUCGGUAUAUUCUUACAUUCAACCGCUUUACAUGGAGUAGAUUAUGAAGUUCAGUUAGAGGUUUUCGCUGAUGGAUACCAAUUCAUCCUUCAAAACAUAUUCGGUUCAUCUAAAUCACCCGAACUUCACGUUCGUCGACCUGGGUCAGACAAGAUUGAGGUCACAGUCACAGAAGGGGAUGACGCUUAUCAAACUGAAAUGAACCAUUUCAUCGAUGCUAUAGAAGGUGGUCCCGAGCCCGAAAUCUUCUCCUCAUACGAAGAUGCCGCUAAGACCUACGAAAUGACUUGGGUUAUCAGAAAUUCAGCAGAGCAAUCUCAGAAAAAGAUCGAUGACAAGAAGGCUAAGGCGUAA